CUCGCCUAUAAUUUCCUGGUUCUCAAACGCAAUGUCACCGGAGGCGGAUGUGAGCGGAUCUCACAGGUGUGUCCCUUGCCAACUGAGCCAUAGCUCGAGAAGAAUCACACCUGGGAUCACCAUGUGAUCCUGUACCUGGGCGUGGAUAAAGUCCUGGACUCUUGUUGAGUUGUCCGUGUCGUCUUGCAGUAAGAAUUGUCAACCAGUGCCCCCUUGUAUUUUCGACUGAACAGUGCCUUUCUCUAACUCUCCGCGCUCUCGGGAAGAUAAAAUGUGAACUUUACAUGCAUUUUGCUUGAGGACUUAUUAUACAUUUUUAGGGGGACUUUGAAAUCUGGACAGCUCCGUGUUAGUUUCAGGCAACUACUGUUCUUCCAAGCACGUAUUUACUGUGGCCACCCUGAAGAGGCCUGAAUGAAAAGGAGAGCGGACGGCGAGGGGAUAUGAUUGUGCACUUCCUGCUCGGCAACUACAGGAAGUAAUUGAGCUCUACAGGAAGGAUGGCGAGCUGGGUCCAGGCUGCUCCUCUCCUCCCCCUGCUCCUCCUGUUCUGCCUGUCUGCAGCCGGGGGCCCGCUGCAGGAGGAGGCGGUCCUGGACUUCCCCUCCAAAACGGCCAUCAACAACGUGGUGCAGGACCCUCGGAGCGGCCGCGUCUACCUGGGCGCCGUCAACACCAUCUACCAGCUGGACGCAGCGCUGCACGAGGAGGCCCGCGCCGAGACGGGCCCCAGGGAGGACGCCCGCACCUGCACCCCGCCCGUCUCGGCCUGCCAGGACACCAAGCCCAGCCCUAACGUCAACAAGCUGCUGCUGGUACACCAGGCCAACGGCUCGCUCAUCGUCUGUGGCUCCCGCUACCGGGGUAUCUGUUCCCUCCUCAACCUGACCAACGUGGAGCAGCAGCUGUACUACAGCGACUCGAAGGGUGAGAGGACCUACGUGGCUAGUAUCGAGGACGGGGUGGCCGUGGUGGGCGUCAUGUCUACGUACGUUAAGGACGGCAACGCCUUCAAUGUGUUCCUGGUGGGGAAGGGCUACGGCAGCCUGGACAGCUCCAAGCUCAUCAGCACGCGCAUCCUCCAGGACUACCGCGACUGGGUGGUGUUCGAGAGCAUCGUCGAGGCGUCCACCGUGCAGGCCACGCCCUUCGUGCCCAAGUACCUGCACGACUUCCGCCACGCCUUCAAGGAGGAGGGCUUUGUCUACUUCCUGUUCUCCAGGACCAUGGGAAGCACCGAUAACAAGAACUUCACCUUCGUGUCUCGGCUGUGUGAGGACGACCCUCACUAUUACUCUUACACAGAGCUGCAGCUCAACUGUGGCCCGGGGAACAGGUACAACAAGGUGCAGGCUGCCUAUGUGGCGUCCCCAGGUAAAGAGCUGGCCCGGGGGAUGACGGAGUUGGGCCAGUAUGGUCAAGUACUCUCCUGGCACAAGGUGUUGUUCAUGGUGGCCAGUCCCUACGAUGACAGCGCUGACUCGGCCCUGUGCAUGUACCCUCUAAAGGCCAUCAACGAGAGGCUGGUGGACCUCAUCAGCGCCUGCUACAGCGACUCGGGCAAGAUCGCUGGCACCCCAGCCGUGGACAUCCCCUACUCCUCCAAAACAGACGAGUUCUGCACCUCCCGCAUUGAUAAAGACACGCUGAACAACUUUAAGUGUGGGGCGGACUUCCUUCCAGCUCCACUGGCCAGUAAGCCAGAGUUUGCCCUGCAGGCAGAGGUGGUCAUCACCAGGACGAGCAUACUGACCGCUGUGGCCGUCGCCGUGGAGAACGACCACACUAUCGCUUUCCUGGGGAACAGCCUGGGAGAGGUGUACAAGGUGCAUCUGACCACCAACCCAGAGGUGUACAGCAGAGGACCAGGGGACACCACGGGGGAACGAGUCAACAAAAACCUCUUCUUCGAUGCCGGCCACAGCCACCUGUAUAUCACCACCGAAAAAAAGUACAGAGCCUCCAUUACCAUCACCAAGGUGCCAGUGCAGGCGUGCCAUCUGAAAACAGACUGCCAGUCCUGUGUGUCCACACGAGACCCCUACUGUGGCUGGUGUGUUCUGGAGGGCAGGUGUACCAGGAGGUCCUCCUGCCGGCGAGCGGAGGAGAAGAACGGCUGGCUGUGGAGCCCCAAGCAGCAGUGUGUGAAGAUCGUGUCCUUCCACCCACCCAACCUCAGCUGCAGAAAGACCCAGCAGGUGGAGAUCAACGUGCCCUCCCUCCCCUCCGUCGGGCAGGCAGACCGUCUGCACUGUGUGUUCCCCUCCUAUAUGAGUGAGGCUACCAUGGCCUCUGGCCAGGUCACCUGUGCCCUGCCCAACCCUGUCUCUUUACCAUCCACACCUGAACACCAGGAUUUUGUGGCGGUGCCCAUUAAGAUCUUUGUGAACGAGUCGGUGGAGCUUGCCACCAGGGAGUUCAAGUUCUACAACUGUUCAGCCACUGUGAGGAAAGCAGAAAACACACCGUGUAUGUCAUGUGUGGCCAGUCCAUGGGGCUGCCAGUGGAACACACAGGACCACACCUGCCAGGACGUGGAUGGUACUGUGUCGGGCCCUCAGAUCAUCAAACACAGACAGGGAGCGAGGUGUCCCCAGUUUGAAAACCCUGACCCUGUGCUCAUUCCUGUUGGGUUCAAAACCACCAUCAGCUUCGAGGGCAUCAAUCUGGAUGUGUACCAGGGCCGGACAUUCACCAUCGGCACGGAGCUGAUGAGGAGCUUGAAGGAGGACGUCAGAUCUGAAGACGGGCCCUUCUACAGUUUCAGCGGUUUUAAUUUUUCCUUCGACAAGUCACAGGAAACCAACGUUCUGUUCUACGUGAAGGACAAAGAGACGGGCAGGAAGAUAGACAGCACGCUGAAUGUGACCUUAUAUAACUGCUCACUGGGCCGGGAGGAUUGCAGCCUGUGUAAGAACGCUGCUCCUAAGUACAGUUGCGUGUGGUGCGCCAAGAGAAAGUCGUGCGUCUAUGAGAAGCUGUGUAUUGACCAGGCCACAGAGGACCCGCAGGACACCGAGUGCCCUGACCCACAGAUCGCUGACAUCAUCCCUCGCUACGGACCCGUGAAGGGGGGCAUCUCUGUCACCAUUAAGGGCUCCAAUCUGGGCAUCCACAAGGAGGACAUCAAGGCCGUCAGUGUGGUGGGGGUCCCCUGCAUACACCAGGAGGACCGAUACGCCGUCUCCACCAGUGUGGUGUGCGAGAUCGGCCCCUUGGACCCGCUGAGCACCAACUGGGGGCCGGUGGAGGUGGAGCUGGAGGGAGGGAAGAGAGGAACGUCCUCCGUUUUCUUCACAUACCGGGACCCCAUAGCCAGCUCGGUUCACCCCGACAAGGGCUCCAAGGCCGGGGGCAUGGUCAUCACCAUCUCUGGCUCCAACCUGGACACAGCCACCAGGGAGGACGUCAGCGUCACCGUCGGCGGGGUGGUGUGCACUGUGGAGACUUUCGGUGCGAACAUCACCUGCAGGAUGGGAGAGUACCGGGCAGACAAGGUCCCCUCUGACCUGCUCAUGGUCACGGUAAAGUAUGGGAAGAGCACCACCACGGCCGUCCCCACAGCCUUCCAGUUCUGGGAGAACCCCACUAUCCUGGACCACCACCCCAAGGGAAGCUUUGUGUGUGGUGGAAGGACCAUCGUGGUGACAGGAUCCGGGUUUGACCUCAUCCAGAACGCCAUUAUGAGGGUCCAGGCCUCGGCAGACGAGUGGUCCGGCAUGACUCCUACUGAGUACCUCCAGGAGGCUCUGAAUAAGAACGACACGGUUCUUCGGUUCCUGUCCCCUGCCGUCAACAGGUCCUCUGAGACCCAGGUGUUCAGGACCUUCAUCCAGCUGGACAACUGGGUGAGGGAGCUCAAGCCUUUCGACUACCACCCCAACCCUGCCUUCAACCCCCUCACCAAGAAGAUCAUCACUGAGACCUCCAUCAUCAUCGUCACUGGCCGAGGCUUCUCCAAGGCCAUGACAGCCAAGGAGGCCCAGGCGUUUGUGGGGGACAUCCCCUACUUUGUCAACACCCUACAAGAUGACAAGCUGUUCCUGGACCCCCCAUCCAGCCAGCCCCGGGCCCUCUCCAAACGUCACCGCAGACGCAGAGAAACCAGCUCCGACCCAUUGGACCUGCUUAUUAAGUUUGGGAAUGGAGAGUGGGUGGUGGGCUCUGUGCACUACGAGAGGAAGAACGAGGUAUCUCUCUUAAUCAUCCCUGCAGUCAUCGUCCCCAUGCUACUCAUCAUCCUCAUUUCUGUCUACUGCUACAGGAGGAAGAGCCAGCAGGCUGAGAGAGAGUAUGAGAAGGUGAAACACCAGCUGGAGAAUCUGGAGGAGAGUGUACGAGACCGCUGCAAGAAAGAGUUCACAGACCUGAUGAUAGAGAUGGAGGACCAUACCAACGACCUGAGCGAGGGGCGAAUCCCCUUCCUGGACUAUAAGACCUACACGGACCGCGUCUUCUUCCUGCCCUCCAAGGACGGGGCCAAUGAUGUGAUGAUCACGGGCAAGCUGGACAUCCCUGAGGCACGGAAGGCCAUCGUGGCCCAGGCCCUCAACCAGUUCUCCAACCUGCUCAACUCCAAGACCUUCCUCAUUAACUUCAUCAAGACUCUGGAGGGCCGUCCAGACUUCAACGCCCGGGCCAAGGUGUACUUUGCCUCCCUGCUGACGGUGGCUCUGCACGGGAAGCUGGAGUACUACACUGACAUCAUGAGGACCUUGCUGCUGGAGCUCAUGGGGAACUAUGUCGACAGCAAGAACCCCAAACUCAUGCUGCGCAGGUCGGAGACCGUUGUGGAGAGGAUGCUGUGUAAUUGGAUGUCCAUCUGUCUUUACCAGUUCCUCAAGGACUCUGCAGGGGAGCCCUUGUACAAACUGUUCCGAGCCAUCAAGCACCAGAUCGAGAAAGGUCCAGUAGACGCCAGAGUGAAGAAGGCCAAGUACACCCUGAACGACACGGGCCUGCUGGGAGACGACGUGGAGUACUGCGUUCUGACUCUGCAGGUGCUGGUGCACGGGGAGGGGCCAGACGUGACGCCCGUCAAGGUGUUGAAUUGCGACACGGUGUCCCAGGUGAAGGAGAAGAUCAUCGAGGCGGUGUACAGGAACCUGCCCUACUCUCAGAGACCCAAGGUGGACAGCGUCACUCUGGAGUGGCGCCCUGGCUCCACGGGGCAGAUCCUGUCAGACCUGGACCUGACGUCCCAGAAGGAGGGCAGAUGGAGGCGCAUCAACACGCUAGCCCACUACAACGUGCGAGACAACGCUACUCUAGUCCUGUCCCGGGUCCUUCACACUCAACAGAACUACGACCAGAACCAGGAUAACCAAGAGGAGAGAAACUCUUUGUUGGACGACGACAAGGUGUUCCACCUGGUUCGGCCUGAUGAGCUGGAUGAGAUGAAGUCUAAGAGGGGCAGCAUGAAGGACAAGUCCAUGACCAAAGCCAUCACUGAGAUCUAUCUCACACGACUGCUCUCUGUCAAGGGAACACUGCAGCAGUUUGUGGAUGACUUCUUCCGCAGCGUGUUGUGUUCCGGGGCGGUGGUGCCGCCCGCAAUCAAGUACUUCUUUGACUUCCUGGACGAGCAGGCGCUCAAACAUGACAACGUGGAUGAGGAGACCAUCCACAUCUGGAAGACCAACAGUUUGCCUCUGAGGUUCUGGGUGAACAUCCUGAAGAACCCUCACUUCAUCUUCGAUGUCCACGUGACGGAGGUGGUGGACGCGUCACUAUCCGUCAUUGCUCAAACCUUCAUGGAUGCCUGCACCAAGAGUGAGCACAAACUCAGCAGGGACUCUCCAAGUAACAAACUACUCUAUGCAAAGGAGAUCUCCACCUACAAGAAGAUGGUUGAUGAUUACUACAAGGGCAUCAGACAGAUGGUAUCAGUCAGCGACCAGGACAUGAACACUCAUCUGGCAGAGGUGUCUCGGACUCACACAGACAAACUCAACAUACAAGUGGCUCUGUAUCAGCUCUACCAGUACGCGAGCAAAUACUACGACGGGAUCAUCCAGUCCCUAGAUGAGGACCCAGCAGCCCAGAGUAAACAGCUCACCCUGCGGCUGCAGCAGAUAGCAGCCGCCCUGGAGAACAAAGUGACAGAUCUCUAACCUACUGGAGGGGCCAGGGAGAUGGAGAGAGAGAGAUGGGACCGUGCCUCCAGUGUCCACAGGGGUUUAUUUCUCCUGGCAAAGGAGAGAGGAACUGAGAAGAUGGCCUCACGGGGCCUUGAUGUUGAUGAUGACACCUUCAACCCAGCAGGCCCAGAAUGUGGGACAGUUCAGAGUCUGCGGAGUGGCGCAGUUUGGGACCAAUGAAGCAAAGAGAGAGAUAGAUGAGGAUGGGUUACACAUGCCGUCAUAGGUACGCCUUAACUUAAGUCCACUUGCGAAACUGAAAUAAGUGGUCCUCAUUGCUCACUCUGGCUGUUCCCACAAUGCAACAGGGGGCCAGCCGCCGGAAAUAAGCCCCUGUGUCGAUCACUCAUGGCACAAAGAGAUAAUCAGAUGUUCAAUUUAUUCCUGUCUAGAAAAGUUGUAAGAAUUGUAUUAUAUAUAUUUUUUAUUGUGAGGUCUUAAUGCGGAAAGCUUUACGAGGAGAUAUUAUCUUUUUAAAUGGACCGCCUUGUGGUGUGGAUUGUGUUUCUAUAGCCAGUGUGUGAAUGUGGGUUUGUGUGCGUGUGUGCGUGCACGGGAUGCCUACUGUCAGGCCACAGGGUGGAUGCCCUAUCUGUCAUUUUAAUCUCCACUAGUCACCGACACACAGGAACCUGUUCUCCCACUGAGCUCCUCUACACACACCAAAGGGUCAUGCCUGGGACAGGCUAACUGACUGGGACAGGAUAUUAGAAAUGACAGGCCGUCAAUAGUGAUUUUUUUUCAAAAUGAUCGGUUUUAUUUGUGUUUAGAAAAUGUGUUCACAUGCUUCAGAGCUCGAUCGAAUGUUGUGGCUGCCAAUACACCCGUAGGUCCUUACAUUCAGAGAUCAAUAGCGCAUCUGUUUCCCCUUGUAGGAGUACAUACUAACACAUUCCACUGAAACUUAAGCACUGUAUGUAUUAAAGGGUAAAAAAAAAUCUACUUUUGACAACCUUAGUUAGUUUUACCCUGCAGCCCCCCCCCCCCGAUUCUGUGCAAGCAAAAUAACAGAUAAUUGAAUAUAUUUUGAAUAAUUCCUCUAUGUAGCCAGUCAAGCAUACAUAUUUAAUAACAGCCGUGCAAUAACAUCCAAACUUUCAGACACAAGCAAUGGGGAUCAUUCAUAUCCCACUCAUGUGUGUUACUUAUACCAUUUGUUGUUAACCAUUUCAUCUUCAGUAACGAUGCAGCAAUACUUUAUUUAGGACACGAGUACAAAUAUGCAGAGGUGGGAAAUAGAAAUAGUAUGACAGGAGAUAUCAUACAGUAACCAACUUACUAAGUAAUAUGACCAUGAUGGUACAUGCUGCUAAUCGUGUUUUGUGUUUCCUUAUGCCGUUGUAUGCCAAAUUACCACUGUCAUAACAUCCCAUAAUGAGUUACGUUGUAAGCUUCAAACGGUACUAAAUAGAAUGGUACUCUUUUCAAUGAGUAAUGAUUUCUACAACAUGCAUUGGUAUGAUGUGUCACAAGUCAGGUUAAUUCAUGGUCAUAAUAAUUCAUUGCAAUACAAAUUGAUAUGGCAUUCAAGUAGGCCAUAGUUGAGCUGGUGCCUGAUUAUAAUUUGGAGAAUUUUUGCCAAGUCAAAUCAGUUACAUUUUCAAUUUUCAUCUUUCACGCGACCACAGAUUUGUAAUUUUCAAGCUCCCUGAAUUUGACCAUCAGUCAGUGCGUGGUCUCGUGUCAGAAUAGAUGUUUUAAGUUCCAGACCCCAGAAUGUUAGUGAUAUUCCUGCCUUUGGUAGAGUGAGGUUUGCACAGAGCCUGUGCCUGCCUGUCUCCACAGCAGCUAGCCUGGCACCCUGGCCAAGCCGCACUUGGCACUGCCCACUCAGCACAGAACGGAGUGGCACACUGCAUAAUGGCAUCAGUGGGGGAUGUUUCUGCUCUUUAAUUGCAUCCAGUCUGCAUCCUCCUCUGACGCUGUUGUUUACCACAGCAGAUUCCACUCCUGACCGAGUGAUGCAAAAGCUUUUUUCAAGCCUUUCUUUAACCAAAACGUGCCUUAUAUGAUGAUAAUAAUAUCAUUUGUAUUGUUUCAUUGGUGAUAUAACUAAGCGGUUAUAGUAAUAGAAGACACAGCAAUGUAUUUGAGAUUGUGAUAUGUAUGUGCUAUCAACUGCUACAGUUCUGCUGCAGGCAUUGCGUGCCAAUAGGCUGAAAACAUUUCAGUAUACUUUCUAUGGUUGCAGAUUUGAUGUGUGCAUUUAUUUGGGGUGUCAGUGGUGUGUGUGUGUGUGUUUUAGUAGGAUCAUGAUGGCUAUGGCAACAGCCCAAAUAAGUGUAAAGCAGUAGCCAACCCCAAACGGUUUCCACCUAAAAUGUCUGGCAUUCCUAAAUUAGUCUUUAAGACAAAGUUACAAAUGUAGAAUAUUGAGUACAGCACAAAUGGUUCCAAUGUUGUUUUUGCCCCGUGAUUCUAAGCUGUUCCUCUGUGUGUAUGAAAAACGACUAUCUAUACUCGACAAUUACCUUUCUUACUGCUGUGCAGUAAUUAUUUUAAUUUCUUGUUUCCUAUAACAUAUACCUUUGUAAAAAGACAACGUGUUGAAAUACCGUAUUCUAACUGUAUAAUCCUAUGCAUUAAGUCCCGGGGGGAGAAAAAAAAACAAAUUUGUUGUGCUGUUGUCGAGAUCUUUCCUUUCCUUGUGAACGUGCCGUGACUUAAGGAAAAUGGGACAGGAAAUUAGUGCAGGACCUUAAUGAAACCCAACAUUUUUCUCAUCCAAGGCAGCUCAGAAGACGUCGAUUAUGUUACCCGAUCUGUUUGCAACAGAUCACUCACUUCUCAAGAGGCUUGUGUGGAUUGGGGCAAUUACAUACAGGUUGCAUCAUCCACUCCUCCAUGAAUAAACUGAGACAUCCAUGUC
Messenger RNA from Oncorhynchus masou masou (cherry salmon), 9009 nucleotides. It is a transcript of the gene plxnb2b, whose product is annotated as plexin b2b. Gene Ontology annotation, cellular component: semaphorin receptor complex; plasma membrane. NCBI's taxonomy places the organism in Eukaryota, Metazoa, Chordata, Actinopteri, Salmoniformes, Salmonidae. The record is from RefSeq and is a predicted model, not a curated record. The coding region runs from base 501 to 6113 and encodes 1870 amino acids. Gene Ontology annotation, molecular function: semaphorin receptor activity; protein binding. The transcript is spliced from 37 exons. Gene Ontology annotation, biological process: regulation of cell migration; semaphorin-plexin signaling pathway involved in axon guidance.